Phycodurus eques (leafy seadragon) is the source of this 3452-nucleotide messenger RNA. RefSeq names its product karyopherin alpha 3 (importin alpha 4) (gene kpna3). Gene Ontology annotation, biological process: NLS-bearing protein import into nucleus. Gene Ontology annotation, cellular component: cytoplasm; nucleoplasm; nucleus. Gene Ontology annotation, molecular function: protein binding; nuclear import signal receptor activity. The transcript has 17 exons. Lineage: Eukaryota; Metazoa; Chordata; Actinopteri; Syngnathiformes; Syngnathidae. Bases 802 to 2361 code for a protein of 519 amino acids. The record is from RefSeq and is a predicted model, not a curated record.
CUGGGAGACGUCUUGGCGGCUGGUUGGAGUGGUUUUUCGAGCGGCUCUUUUCGGGCCUCACUCCGAGGAGGAGAAGCCCGGCCGGCCGGCCCCGGCUAAAAGCUAACCUCGGCUAGCAUGUGGAGUUGUUGGCGGCCUGCGAUUUGGACGUUUUCAUGCGUUUCGCCCGAGUAGGAUCAUGGUUGCUACUGUUUGCAAAUGGCGACACAUAUUUGCGUGGAUUUGAGCGAAUGGAAGCUCGGCGACGGCUAAAGCUGCCGGCUCGUCGGCUAGUCGGCUGGACACCGGUGACUCGCCCGAAGGGUGGGCCCCGGCCCCGGCCCCGGGGGGAAUUCUCCUCACAUUCGACCAGUUUACUGCCGAGUGCCUCGAAUUCCCAAACGAGCGACAUUUGAUCGUCGUUCUUUCCAUGAAUUCUUCGCGGUCACUGUUCGAAUUGCCAACACGCUGUUGGUAAAAAUCCCAACGAGACCCCUCCGCUCCUCGCUAAUGUUGUUUUCUGCGCUAGCUAAAGCGAGCAUCGGGAUUAAGCAUUAAUCACAUGCCGCGACGCGACGGUUGCGUUCACUUUCCUGUAUAGUCAACACACCGUGUGCAAAUACUGAGUAAGUACCAAGUAUUACUCCGAAUGCUUGGAACAUCGCCCGGUAAUUAAUCAGUGGAAAAGUGACCGACUAUCCGCAUGACCACCACGAUUCAACUCGUUCUGCAAAUUCUCGGUACGAAAUGUAAAAUGUAAGCUUUUCUCGAUACAGCUAAGGCCUUUGAGUCGAGAACCGGAUGACCAAAUAAUGACUACGAAUGAUCGGAAAGUGCGAUGUUUUCGAAGAAAUGGCACCACUCCCGCUGCUUCCGGAUCUAUCGACUAUGCGAAGGCAUCGGAAUGAGGUGACGGUGGAGUUGAGAAAGAACAAACGAGACGAACACCUACUGAAGAAGAGAAACGUCCCACAGGAGGAGAGUCUGGAGGACUCUGACGUCGACUCAGACUUCAAAGGGCAAAAUGUUACGCUUGAUGUCAUCUUACAGAACGCGACCAGCGACAAUGCGGUCAUCCAGCUCAGCGCUGUGCAGGCGGCCAGGAAAUUGCUCUCCAGCGACAGAAACCCCCCCAUUGACGACUUGAUAAAAUCUGGCAUCCUGCCCAUUUUAGUCAAUUGUCUGGAAAGAGACGACAACCCCUCUCUCCAGUUUGAGGCAGCUUGGGCUCUGACCAACAUUGCCUCUGGGACGUCGGCACAGACUCAAGCUGUGGUUAAAUCCAAUGCGGUGCCGCUGUUCUUGCGACUGCUCCGCUCGCCUCAUCAGAACGUAUGUGAACAAGCUGUUUGGGCUCUGGGAAACAUUAUAGGUGAUGGGCCACAGUGCAGGGACUACGUCAUCUCCCUUGGCGUGGUCAAGCCGCUGCUGUCCUUCAUCGACCCCUCCAUCCCUAUCACCUUCCUGCGCAACGUCACGUGGGUCAUCGUCAACCUCUGCCGCAAUAAGGACCCGCCCCCGCCCAUGGAGACAGUGCAAGAGAUUUUGCCUGCCCUCUGUGUGCUAAUACAUCACACGGACAUAAAUAUCCUCGUCGACACAGUGUGGGCUUUGUCCUACCUGACGGACGGUGGCAACGAGCAGAUCCAGAUGGUCAUUGACUCUGGUGUGGUUCCACUUCUCGUGCCUCUCCUCAGCCACCAGGAAGUAAAAGUGCAGACGGCAGCUCUCCGGGCAGUGGGAAACAUCGUAACCGGCACUGACGAACAGACGCAAGUUGUUCUCAACUGCGAUGUCCUCAGAUACUUCCCAAACUUGCUGACGCACCCUAAGGAAAAGAUCAAUAAGGAAGCAGUGUGGUUCCUGUCCAACAUUACAGCCGGGAACCAGCAGCAGGUCCAAGCUGUGAUCGAUGCCGGACUCAUCCCCAUGAUCAUUCACCAACUGGCCAAGGGCGACUUUGGCACUCAGAAGGAGGCGGCGUGGGCCAUCAGCAAUCUCACCAUCAGUGGAAGAAAAGACCAGGUGGAGUACCUGGUGGAGAAGAACGUCAUCCCGCCGUUCUGCAACCUGAUGCAGGUGAAGGACCCCCAGGUCGUGCAGGUGGUCCUGGACGGCCUCAAGAACAUCCUCAUCAUGGCGGGCGACGAAGCCAGCACCAUCGCCGAGAUCAUCGAGGAGUGCGGGGGUUUGGAGAAGAUCGAGAACUUGCAGCAACAUGAAAAUGAAGACAUCUACAAACUAGCCUUCGAGAUUAUUGAUCAGUACUUUUCAGGCGAUGACAUCGAUGAAGAUGCAAGCUUGAUCCCGGAAAGCACUCAAGGAGGAACCUUCAACUUCGACCCCGCUUCCAACAUGCAAACAAAGGAGUUUAAUUUCUAAGAAAAAAAGCAAAAGCCAGGAUGUUUGCGUCAGCCAGCUGCACGGGUACUCUGUAAUGUCCACUCCCCUCCUCCCCACAGUGACAUUCAUCCAUCUCUCCUCCAAUCUGGCAACCUGAUAUGGAAGGAUUGACUUCACUAUGGAUACUCGCAGUCACUACUGAUGGAUUUACAGCCCCCACCACCACCUCUGCACUGUGGGGGUGCUUUUUGUUUGGUUUGGUUUUUAUUUUUAUUUUUUAUUUUUUAAUGGUCACCCCUCGCUGCCAUCUGGCAACCUGCCUGCAUCACAACAAGGAUUUUUGUUUUGCUUCGACAUAUCACACACAGCAGAAAACGCGAAGGACGCAGCGGCGUCCGCGGCAACGUUUAAUGGCCGAAAUGUUCACAAGCACACUUUGUUUGGUCGUCUCCCACACCAACACACAUACAACACCCACACACGUUUGGACGAUUAGUGUGCAUACUUCUGUUGGAAGCCAUCAUAUCACAAAUGGGAGAAAUACUGCUGUUGCGUUUUUACACUUGUUUUUGUGCCCUCGCUCUCUUCCUCACGCAAAUACACUUUUGGCACACAAACACACCCGCACAGGUUCCUGCAAGCCCCCCCUGCCCACAACCCCUCCGGCUAACCCUCUUUCACCCAUUGCAGAGCUAAGCCAUGAUUAACCGCGGACAGACCCCCCCUCACCCGCCACUCCUCUGAGGGUGAAAGGGCUCUUACGGUGGCAGACAGACUUGACAGGACUUCAUGAUGUCACUUUUUUUUUUUUUUUUUUUUUUUUUUUUAUGUGACUUUAAUUGAAUUAUUCAACGGUGUGCCCCCCCCCCAAAAAAAAAGUGAAGUAACUGCCAUCAUUUUUAAUUCUUCUUUAAAACUGAACUACCUGCUGAAAAGAGGUUAUUGGGAAGUGCAGGGACUUCCUGUGUCCACUGUAGCGCUGGUGCCCCCAGGCUGGACCGCACUGGACAUCCUGUUUGCUCAUGACUCCCCUGUAAUGUGAAAUUUAGAAAUCCGUGGUGGUGGGGGCAGGGGUGUUUAUAUCGAAAUUUGCUUUAAAAAAAAAAAAAAAAAAAAAAAAAAAAAACAAA